Messenger RNA from Penicillium malachiteum, 5040 nucleotides. RefSeq lists its product as uncharacterized. The transcript has 7 exons. Gene Ontology annotation, cellular component: clathrin coat of coated pit; clathrin complex; clathrin coat of trans-Golgi network vesicle. NCBI's taxonomy places the organism in Eukaryota, Fungi, Ascomycota, Eurotiomycetes, Eurotiales, Aspergillaceae. Gene Ontology annotation, molecular function: structural molecule activity; clathrin light chain binding. The coding region runs from base 1 to 5040 and encodes 1679 amino acids. The record is from RefSeq and is a predicted model, not a curated record. Gene Ontology annotation, biological process: Golgi to endosome transport; receptor-mediated endocytosis; intracellular protein transport.
AUGGCGAACAACGCGAAUUUACCGCUCCCCAUCAAGUUCACAGAACUGGUCAAUUUGACCAAUGUCGGCAUUGCGCCGGCAUCGGUGGGCUUCACGUCAUGUACCCUAGAAUCCGAUAACUACAUCUGUGUUCGACAGAAGCUGGACGAAGACGAGAAGCCUCAAGUGAUCAUCGUUGACCUAAAGAACAACAAUGAGGUCAUGCGCCGACCAAUCAACGCCGACAGUGCGAUUAUGCACUGGAACAAGAACAUUAUCGCCCUCAAGGCCCAAGGCCGCACAAUUCAGAUCUUUGACCUCGGUGCGAAGUCGAAACUCAAGUCAGCAGUGAUGAAUGAGGAUAUUGUGUACUGGAAGUGGUUCAGCGAGAAGUCCCUGGGUCUGGUUACCGACACCUCCGUGUACCACUGGGAUGUCUACGAUGCCACUCAGCAGAGCCCUGUGAAGAUGUUCGACCGACUUCCUAACCUAACUGGCUGCCAAAUUAUCAACUACCGCGUGAAUUCCGAGGAAAAAUGGAUGGUUGUUGUGGGUAUUAGCCAACAGCAGGGUCGUGUUGUCGGUUCCAUGCAACUUUACUCUAAGGAACGUGGUAUCUCGCAAUUUAUCGAAGGUCAUGCUGCUUCUUUCGCCUCCAUUAAUGUCGAGGGUUCUCCCUUACCCCACCACCUCUUCUCCUUCGCCGUUCGAACUUCGACUGGCGCCGCCAAACUUCAGAUUGCCGAGAUCGAUCACCAAGAACCCAACCCACGAUUCCAGAAGAAGGCUGUGGAUGUGCAUUUCCCCACCGAGGCUGUCAAUGACUUCCCUGUGGCAAUGCAAGUGUCUACGAAAUACGAUAUCGUCUACAUGGUGACCAAGUACGGCUUCAUUCACUUGUAUGACCUUGAGACUGGUACCUGCAUCUUCAUGAACCGUAUCUCUAGCGAGACUAUCUUCACGACCGCCCCGGAUUCCGAGGGCGCUGGUAUCGUUGGUGUCAACCGCAAGGGCCAGGUUUUGUCUGUUAGCGUUGACGAGAACACAAUCAUCAGUUACAUGACAGGAUCCGUGGGAUUGGCACCUAUCGCUGUCAAGCUCGCUUCAAAGGCUGGUCUUCCUGGAGUUGACCACAUCUUCCAAACCCAAUUCGACAAGUUCAUCAAUGAUGGCGACUUUGGUGAGGCUGCUAAGGUUGCCGCUAACUCUCCUCGUGGAUUCCUUCGUACUACUGAAACCAUCAACCGUUUCAAGAACGCCCCCCCAGACCGGUCAAAUUACUUCGGUAUGCUUCUGGACAAGGGAUCCCUUAAUCGGUACGAGAGUGUGGAGCUUGUUCGACCUGUGCUGCAGCAAAACCGCAAGCACUUGCUGGAGAAGUGGAUGCGUGAAAAAAAGCUUGAGUGUUCCGAGGAGCUUGGAGACAUUAUCCGCCCCUACGACAUGCCUCUGGCCCUGACUGUGUAUCUCCAGGCCAACGUACCCCACAAGGUCGUUGCUGGUUUUGCUGAGACUGGUCAAUUCGACAAGAUUCUGACCUACUCCAAGCAAGCAGGCUACCAACCAGAUUACAUUCAGCUCCUUCAGCAUAUCGUGCGUGUUAACCCUCAGAAGGGUCUUGAGUUCGCUACUUCGUUGGCCAAUGAGGAGUCUGGUGCUCUCUUGGAUCUGGACCGCGUUGUGGAUGUGUUCCUUUCCCAGAACAUGAUCCAGGAGACUACAUCUUUCCUCCUUGAUGCUUUGAAGGACAACAAGCCCGAGCAAGGUCAAUUGCAGACCCGCCUCCUGGAGAUGAACCUUGUCAAUGCUCCCCAGGUUGCAGAUGCGAUCCUUGGUAAUGAGAUCUUUACUCACUUUGACCGCGCUCGUGUUGCCCAGCUUUGCGAGAAUGCUGGUCUCAUUCAGCGUGCUCUUGAAAACUCCGAUGAUCCCGCUGUCAUCAAGCGCAACAUUGUCCGCACCGACAAGCUGAGCAAUGAGUGGUUGAUGAGCUACUUCGGUCGUUUGUCUGUGGAACAGACCCUCGAGUGCAUGGACACGAUGCUGGAGGUUAACAUUCGCCAGAAUCUGCAGGCAGUCGUUCAAAUCGCCACCAAGUUUUCCGAUCUUCUGGGUGCUAACCGCCUCAUCGAUCUGCUUGAGAAGUACCGCACUGCUGAAGGUCUCUACUACUACUUGGGAAGUAUUGUCAACCUUAGCGAGGACUCCGAGGUGCACUUCAAGUACAUCGAAGCCGCCACUGCUAUGAACCAGCUUACUGAGGUUGAGCGUAUUUGCCGUGAGAGCAACUACUACAACCCCGAGAAGGUGAAGAACUUCCUGAAGGAGGCUCACUUGACUGAGCAGCUUCCUCUUAUCAUUGUCUGCGACCGUUUUGACUUCAUUCACGACCUGGUCCUCUACCUUUACCAGAACCAGCAAUUCAAGUCUAUCGAGGUCUAUGUUCAACGUGUCAACCCGUCUCGUGCCCCCGCUGUCGUUGGUGGUCUCCUGGAUGUUGACUGCGAUGAGAGCAUUAUCAAGAACCUUCUUUCUACCGUGUCACCUGAAUCCAUCCCUAUGGACCAGCUGGUUUCUGAAGUUGAGAGCCGCAACCGUCUCAAGCUGCUUCUGCCCUUCCUCGAGGCCACUCUUGCUGCUGGCAAUCAACAGCAGGCAGUCUACAACGCCCUCGCUAAGAUUUACAUUGACAGCAACAACAACCCCGAGAAGUUCCUCAAGGAAAAUGACCUCUACGAUACUCAGAUUGUUGGAAAGUACUGCGAGAAGCGCGACCCUAACCUUGCGUACAUUGCCUAUCGUAAGGGCCAGAACGACUUGGAGCUCAUCAACAUCACCAACGAGAACUCUAUGUACCGUGCUCAGGCCCGCUACCUGGUUGAGCGUGCCGAUGCGGAGGUCUGGAGCUUUGUUCUGAGUGAAAACAACAUUCACCGCCGCUCUCUUGUUGACCAAGUCGUCGCUACCGCCGUGCCUGAAUCCACUGAUCCCGACAAUGUCUCCGUGGCUGUCAAGUGUUUCCUCGAGGCUGAUCUCCCUGGUGAGCUGAUUGAGCUGCUGGAGAAGAUUAUCCUCGAGCCCUCUCCCUUCAGCGACAACGCAAGCUUGCAGAACUUGCUGAUGUUGACUGCUGCCAAAGCCGACAAGGGACGUUUGAUGGAUUACAUCCACCAGCUCAACGAGUUCGCUGCCGAUGACAUCGCUGAGAUGUGUAUCAGCGUUGGAUUGUACGAAGAGGCCUUUGAGAUCUACAAGAAGGUUAACAACUACCUCGCUGCCGUCAACGUCCUCGUCGAGAACAUCGUCAGUAUCGACCGUGCCCAAGAAUUUGCCGAGCGCUAUGAACUUCCCGAGGUGUGGAGCAAGGUUGCCAAGGCCCAGCUCGAUGGUCUCCGUGUCACCGACUCAAUUGAGUCGUACAUUCGUGCCAAUGACCCAUCCAACUACCACGAGGUCAUCGAGACUGCUACCCACGCUGGUAAGGAUGAGGACCUCGUCAAGUUCCUCCGCAUGGCCCGCAAGACUCUCCGCGAGCCCGCCAUCGAUACUGCUCUUGCCUUCUCCUUUGCCCGUCUGGAUCAGCUUGCAGAGCUUGAGGACUUCCUCCGUUCCACCAAUGUUGCCGAUAUUGAGACAUCUGGUGACAAGGCUUACGAGGAGGGCUACCACCAGGCUGCCAAGAUCUUCUACACCAGUAUCUCGAACUGGGCCAAGCUUGCUACCACCUUGGUUCACCUUGCGGAGUACCAAGCUGCUGUUGAGUGUGCUCGCAAGGCCAACAGUGUCAAGGUCUGGAAGCAGGUCAAUGAGGCUUGCGUUGACAAGAAGGAAUUCCGUCUUGCUCAGAUUUGCGGUCUCAACUUGAUCGUCCACGCUGAGGAGCUGCAGGCUCUUGUUCGCCAGUAUGAGCGCAAUGGUUACUUUGAUGAGCUUAUCUCAGUCCUGGAAGCCGGUCUUGGUCUGGAGCGUGCCCACAUGGGUAUGUUCACUGAGCUCGGUAUUGCUUUGACUAAGUACCACCCCGACCGUGUGAUGGAGCACCUCAAGCUCUUCUGGUCUCGCAUCAAUAUCCCCAAGAUGAUCCGUGCCUGCGAGGAUGCCAACCUGUGGCCCGAGCUGGUCUUCCUUUACUGCCAUUACGACGAGUGGGACAACGCUGCUCUGGCUAUGAUGGAGCGUGCCGCUGAUGCUUGGGAGCACCACUCCUUCAAGGACAUUGUUGUCAAGGUUGCCAACUUGGAGAUCUACUACCGCGCCCUGAACUUCUACCUGCAGGAACAACCCCUUCUCCUCACCGAUCUUCUCCAGGCUCUGACUCCUCGCAUUGAUGUGAACCGUGUUGUGCGUCUCUUCCAGGGCUCCGACAACAUCCCACUGAUCAAGCCCUUCCUCCUCAAUGUUCAGACCCAGAACAAGCGAGCUGUCAAUGACGCCAUUAACGAGCUCCUGAUUGAGGAGGAGGACUACAAGACUCUCCGUGACUCCGUGGAUAACUACGACAACUUCGAUGCCGUGGAUCUCGCCCAGCGUCUCGAGAAGCACGAUUUGAUCUUCUUCCGCCAGAUUGCGGCCAACAUCUACCGCAACAACAAGCGCUGGGAGAAGUCGAUUGCCCUGUCGAAGCAAGACAAGCUUUACAAGGAUGCUAUUGAGACCUCUGCUAUCUCUGCUAAGUCCGAUGUUGUUGAGGAUCUCCUUCGCUACUUUGUGGACAUUGGUAGCCGUGAGUGCUACGUCGGUAUGCUGUAUGCCUGCUACGAUCUCAUUCGCCCUGAUGUUAUCAUGGAGAUCUCAUGGCGUAAGGGUCUGCAUGACUUCACCAUGCCAUUCAUGAUUAACUUCCUGUGCGAGCAGACCCGCACCAUUGAGAUGCUUAAGAAGGACAACGAGGAGCGCAAGUCUCGAGAGACAACACAGAAGACCGAGGAGGACAACACACCCAUCCUUGGUGGCUCUCGACUGAUGCUGACUCAAGGCCCUGCCCCGUCAGCCAGUCCUAUGCCGUACGGACAGCAAGCCAACGGGAUCACCCCGCAGGCUACCGGCUACCGUGCUUUCUAG